Messenger RNA from Naegleria gruberi, 498 nucleotides. RefSeq lists its product as uncharacterized. Bases 1 to 498 code for a protein of 165 amino acids. The record is from RefSeq and is a predicted model, not a curated record. The transcript has a single exon. Lineage: Eukaryota; Heterolobosea; Eutetramitea; Acrasida; Naegleriidae.
AUGAGAAUUGCAAUUAUUACGUCGGCUGGCAUUCUCGAUGUGAAACAAUCAUGGUUUUUUGAUAAUAUCCUUAAAAAGUAUAUUAUCCACAAUGUUUAUCAAGAUUUGGCAAAUUCUGAAAGAACCUUGUGCCAAUUGACCAAAGAUUCCAAAAUUACUUAUGCCAUUGUAAGACCUCCUCAAUUGGUGGACUCACCAAUAACUCUAGAUUUCGAAUAUGGAGAGGAUAAUAAUUAUCCGAAAGGUUCAUCCAAAGUUACUCGUCAGGAUGUUGCCUCAUUCCUAUUGCGAUCUCUAUUCGAUGAAAAACUUCAAGGAAAUAGAAGUUUUAAUCUCAAUUCUAAAAGAGAAAUCCCAACCAAGUUGGAUAUUGAUGAAAUGCUGAAGGAAACUCUUUCUCCAACUUUGUUUAUUAUUUGGAAAGUAUUGAAAACUAUUGUGAAAAUUGGGUUGACUGGCUUGGUUCUCUAUUCUCUAAAAACAUUGUUUAACAAAUAA